AUGAAGAAAAAGCUUUUCAACAACAAUCUUUUCCUUCUAAUUAGUGAGCCAGUCUUAGAAACUUUACCAUUUCAACAGAAAGAACUAAAAAGAAGACAGAAACCAAAAAAGCAACAUCAAUGCCUUGAGCUCCACAAGAGCGAGAAAAAAGCAAACAGAACAAUUGAAGAACUUUGCGCAACAAAAAAAAAAAAGCACAGACAGUUUAUAUCUAAUUAA
Clunio marinus is the source of this 219-nucleotide messenger RNA. The record is from the annotation of a GenBank genome assembly. Lineage: Eukaryota; Metazoa; Arthropoda; Insecta; Diptera; Chironomidae.